CACACACACACACGCACACACACACGCACACACAUACACACACACGCUCCCACACACUCACACCUUGCUCAGUCUGACAACAGUAAGGAAUCUGAGAAGGACUUCUGCAUCUUCUUCUUUUUCCUUUUUUCUCUCUUCCUCUCUGUUCAUUUAUCUGUUUAUUGUUGUUUUGUUGUCCUGCCACCUGUCCCCCAUCCUCCGCGUAUCUGUAUCUCUCAGCCCAUACGAUUGCACCGAGCCCACAACCAUCCCCCCCCACCUCCCUCCUCAGUAAGAGAUAAUGUGACCUUCCGCCAAAGAUCUGGCAACCGUGCCAUUCUCACAGCGGGGUCCUGUGAUACUGAAAUAGACUCAAACAAGUGCCGAGAGGGAGGAAACAGGAGAGAGAAAGUGAGAGAGAGAGAGGGGGAGAGAGAGAGAGAGAGAGAGAGUUAAAAAAAGACAAAAAAAACAAAAAGGAAGGUAGAGGCUACGGACAAGGAAUGCGUCUCCGGGAGACCGGGCUGGAUGCGGAGCGCCGACGCAGGCAGUAGGUGGCUGAGAUGGGAGUUCCACUAGGGUGGUUGAGAGCCUUCCUGUGGCUGUUGCUGCUGCUGCUGCUGCUCUCUGCUGCCCCCUGCUGUCUGGGUCGUCCGUUCGGGCAGCCGGCGCCCACCGUCAACGUGGCGGUGGUGUUCAGCGGCUCCGCCUACCAGACGGAGAUCAAGGGCCGGCUGAGUCGCGAGAACUUCCUGGACCUGCCGCUGGAGGUCAACCCCAUCACGGUGCUGGUCAACGACACCAACCCCCGCGCUCUGCUGACGCGCAUCUGCGACACGCUGGCCACCAACCGUGUCCACGGGAUCGUCUUCGAGGACAACAUCGGCUCCGAGGCCGUGGCGCAGAUCCUGGACUUCAUCUCCACGCAGACAGGAGUGCCCAUCGUGGGCAUCAGCGGGGGCUCGACCGUCGUUCUGCCGCACAAGGAAGAGGGCUCUGCCUUCCUCCAGCUGGGCUCCUCCAUUGAGCAGCAGAUCAAUGGCAUGUUCAAAGUGAUGGAGGAGUACAACUGGGACAGCUUCGUGGUCAUCACCAGCCUCUACCCCGGGUACGAGGCCUUCGUGGACUACAUCCACUCCUUCACGGACACCAGCUACUUCCUGUGGGAGCUGCAGGAUGUGCUGACCUUCGACAUGUCAGACGGGCUGAGCGAGAUCCGGGCGCGGCGGGUGCUGCAGCAGAUUGACGCCCAGGUGCUGCUGGUGUACUGCUCCCACGAGGAGGCGCAGUACCUGUUCCGCGUGGCGGCCACCGUGGGCCUGGUGGGGCCCGGCUACAUCUGGAUGCUGCCCAGCCUGGCAGUGGGGAACCCGGACGGGCCACCGCCGGACAGCUUCCCCGUGGGCCUGAUCAGCAUCAUCACGGCCCACUGGAAGACCAGCCUGAGGAAGCGGGUGCGGGACGGGGUGGCCAUUGUGGUCAAGGGGGUACAGAGCUUCCGCAAGCACCAGGGGCCCCUCCCCGAUGAGGACGCGGACUGUCGGGGGCCCCCCAAGCCCCCCAGCAAUGACACUCUCUUCAGACACAUGCUGAAUGUAACCUGGGAACACAGGGACUUCUCCUUCAACAGUGACGGUUACCUGGUCAAUCCCUCGAUGGUCGUCAUCACCUUGGACCGCGAGCGACAGUGGGACAAGGUAGGGGACUACGAAUCGGGGAUCCUGCAGAUGCGCUAUCCCGUGUGGCCGCGCUACGGCAGGUACCUGGAGCCGGUGUCGGACAACCGUCACCUGACCGUGGCCACGCUGGAGGAGCGGCCCUUUGUCAUCGUGGAGAGCGUGGAUCCCGUCACGGGCACCUGCGGCAGCAACACUGUGCCAUGCCGACGCCAAUCCAACAAGACUGAAACCAUUGUGGGGCACACGGAACCCUACACCAAACUCUGCUGCAAGGGCUUCUGCAUCGACAUCCUGAAGAAGCUGUCCCGCAACAUCAAGUUCUCCUACGACCUCUACCUGGUCACCAAUGGCAAACACGGCAAGCUGGUCCGGGGGACCUGGAACGGGAUGAUCGGAGAGGUGGUCUACAAGCGAGCCGACAUGGCCAUCGGAUCCCUCACCAUUAACGAGGAGCGCUCGGAAAUCAUCGACUUCUCCGUGCCGUUUGUGGAGACAGGGAUCAGCGUGAUGGUCGCCAGGAGCAACGGCACCGUCUCCCCCUCAGCGUUUUUGGAGCCCUACAGUCCUGCAGUUUGGGUGAUGAUGUUCGUCAUGUGUCUGACAGUGGUGGCCAUCACUGUCUUUGUCUUCGAGUAUUUCAGUCCCGUCGGCUACAACCGUAGCCUCGUCAGUGCCAAAGACCCUGGUGGCCCCACCUUCACCAUUGGGAAGUCGGUCUGGCUGUUGUGGGGCAUCGUCUUCAACAACUCGGUCCCCAUCGAGAACCCCAAGGGCACCACCAGCAAGAUCAUGGUCCUGGUCUGGGCCUUUUUCGCUGUCAUCUUCCUGGCCAGCUACACGGCCAACCUGGCCGCCUUCAUGAUCCAGGAGCAGUAUAUCGACACUGUGUCGGGACUCAGCGACAAGAAGUUCCAGAAGCCUCAGGAGCAGUACCCACCCUUCCGGUUUGGCACAGUUCCCAACGGGAGUACAGAGAGGAACAUACGCAGCAACUACCCCGAGAUGCACUCCCACAUGGUCAAGUACAACCAGAAGGGGGUAGAGGACGCCCUCAACAGCCUCAAAACAGGGAAGCUGGACGCGUUCAUCUACGACGCGGCCGUGCUGAACUACAUGGCCGGCAAGGACGAGGGCUGCAAGCUGGUGACCAUUGGCAGCGGGAAGGUCUUCGCCACCACGGGUUAUGGCAUCGCGCUGCAGAAGGGGUCGCCGUGGAAACGGCCCAUCGACCUCGCCCUCCUCCAGUUCCUCGCGGAUGGCGACACUCAGAAGCUCCAGACAGUGUGGCUGACGGGGAUCUGCCGGAACGAGAAAAAGGAGGUGAUGAGCUCCAAGCUGGACAUCGACAAUAUGGCGGGCGUCUUCUACAUGCUGCUGGUGGCCAUGGGCCUGAGCCUGCUGGUGUUCGCCUGGGAGCACCUGCUCUACUGGAAGCUGCGUCACUCCGUCCGCAAGUCUGAGCGGCUGGACUUCCUGCUGGCCAUCAGCAGGGGCAUCUACAGCUGCUUCAACGGGGUGGAGGAAACGGACCGGUCAGGGAACAUGCAGAACCCUGACGUCACCAGCAGCUACACCCAGGCCAACAUGCUGAAGAUGCUGCAGACCGCCAAGGACCUGGUGUCGUCCACCCGGGUGGAGGACUCCUUGGACCACGCCACCAGGACCAUCGAGAGCUGGAGUCGCCGCGGCGACACCAUCCGAGGAGGAGCCCCGGGCCGGGGCGCAUCUGGCCUGGAGGUGGGCCCGGGCCGCCUGCCCUACAUCUCCAGCAUCACCGACAACCAUGCCCCUUGCCCCCAGCGCUUGCAUCACUAUGGCGACGGCCACGCCCAGCCGGCGCUGGAGAAGCAGAGGGCGUUAGCCCGUCCCACGCCGCUGCGCUACACUCUGCCCACCAGGGGGAGCCACCUGUAUGACCGCACACUGCCCAUCUCCAGCCUCAGCAGCCCCCACAUCGCCAUGAGGGACCCCCCCGCGUCUGCCACAAACCCCCUUGCCGGGGGGGCUCUGUACAUGGAGAACCCCCCGCGGCAGCCGGUCACCCCCUUCUCCUCCUACAGGGACAUUCCGCUGUCGGACUUCUAUGUGGAGCAGGAGGGCCCCACGGGGCGGAGACUGUACCCAGACGCCCCCGCCCGGAAGAAGCGGUCCCACAGCUUCAUGGUGCAGGCCCCUGAGCCCCGGGGCAGGCACGACUACGACACCCCGGCCGCCUGCUUCACCGAGCUCAGAGCCAACCACCUGUUGGAGAACCACGCCCCGCCGGGCGGCGCCGUGGCCUGUGUCGGCGGCUCGUACCCCCGGGGCGGGCCCGGCUGCGGCUCCUGCGUCCGGCCCUACCCGGAACCGGAGCUGGAGGAGCUGCCGCUGCUGGGGAAGGAGAGGCUGAACCGCCGCGCCUCCUUCCUCAGGGCCACCUGGGGCAGCGACCGGAUCCGCCAGCUGGAUGAGAAACUGCCCGCCCCCGCCCCCGUCUCUGUUCCCACCCCCGUCCCUGUCCCCGCCCCCAGCCUCGCCCGCGCCGACCCCCCGGACCUGUUCCCCCGUGUGGUGGUGGCCAACCCCCCCGCGGCUAAACUGUACAGUGGGGCGGGGAACAGCCUCUGCUACGCCAUGCCGGUGGACCACGCCUACCUGGGCGGCAGCCGCGGCCACCCGUACAGGGGGCCGAAGCUGAAGUGCUCGCAGUCGGCCCGGCUGCCCUCGUACCGCGAGGCGGUGCUGCAGAACGCCGCCGCCAUGCGCCGGUCCUCCACCGUGGUGCACAGACACUUCUCCACCUACCUGAACUCAUACGCCGACGUGCCCGUCUACAUGGGGGGGCCCGCCCACUUCUACGAGCACUCCAAGGAGACGUGCGACCUCUUCCCCUGCGUGGGCCACUGCCCCGCGGACUCCGCUCUUGUGCCCCGGGUCGGGGGCAGGCAGCUGCUAUACCAGAACAACGUGUUCGGGGGGUACGAGGGGGCGGGGCGGGCGCGGGAGGAGCCGCUGCCCGGGGGGAGGGACAGGAGGCAGGUGCUGGUGGCGCGGAGGGUCACCAGCCCCUAUCUGCCCCGCCCCUGGGGGAGGAUCUCCAGCCUGGAGUCAGAGGUCUAAACUUGAGACCCUCACCAGCAGCAGGAGGUCUGAGGUCUAACCCUGGACUGUCUCUCUCCCGCUGCCUGUUAAACUGGAUUUAAUGGGCUGAUUUAAGAGAGAAAUAUCUGGGCCUGGCUGUUGGCCUUUGGGUCGAACGAUUAAACAAAGAGCGCAAACACUUGGACUUUGGGGGAAUGGGUAACUCUGUGCAAUAAUACAUUUGGCUGCAGGGCUAGCUGGAGAGAGGACUCCCGCAUAGUCACAGCUGGAGCGAGCAAACCCCCAAUGAGAAGGGACAAUGUCUGGCUAGUUCUUAAUAUCUUUGGAUUGUUAUUUGAUUUGUAAAUGCCGCGGUGCUGUUCAGCCGCUGAGACAGACUGAAUUAACGGGCUCCGAGUGAGCGAUUCACACAGUGCUGCUGAACACACUGCUGAUUUCAGGAGGGGAAGGGGGGGGUGGGGUCACAUAUUCUUGGUUUUUGUUAUUCUUUUUUUUUGCUGUUGUUUUUAAUCAUUUUAGUAUUCUUCCAUUUAAACAGGGCAGGAAAGCUGAAAUUUUGUAAUCUGUCCACGGAAAAAAAAUGUCUUCCAGGUGUUUUAUAAGCGCAGGGCUAGAGUUAGGCGUUAAAUUGAACUCCUUGCUCCAGUGGUGGGUGGCACAGCUGGGACUGGAGAUGAUUCUGUCGUCUGUAUUUCAGAGGUUCUUCCACUUCUUUAAUAAAUGAGACGGGCCUCUUCACGGUC
Molecule: messenger RNA, 5482 nt
Organism: Megalops cyprinoides (Indo-Pacific tarpon)
Lineage: Eukaryota; Metazoa; Chordata; Actinopteri; Elopiformes; Megalopidae
Product: glutamate receptor ionotropic, NMDA 2C-like
Exons: 13
Coding region: 543-4757 (1404 amino acids)
Biological process (GO): excitatory postsynaptic potential; monoatomic ion transport; synaptic transmission, glutamatergic
Cellular component (GO): postsynaptic density membrane; postsynaptic membrane; NMDA selective glutamate receptor complex
Molecular function (GO): NMDA glutamate receptor activity; transmitter-gated monoatomic ion channel activity involved in regulation of postsynaptic membrane potential
Source: RefSeq, a predicted model, not a curated record